Molecule: messenger RNA, 961 nt
Organism: Drosophila takahashii
Lineage: Eukaryota; Metazoa; Arthropoda; Insecta; Diptera; Drosophilidae
Source: RefSeq, a predicted model, not a curated record
CAACAGUGGCCUCGGCAGCAAGGAAUCCUCCGGCACCUGCCACUCGUCUCAUCUACCGCUCCUACUUUGAUCGCGAAGUGGAGCUCACCAGCGACAAUCCCAGAAAAAUCAAUGAGUUAUGGUUAUGGCAGGAGGCCAUCAAUCGAAAGCGUGCCGCCGACUCGGAGCGCGACUCCUUCAACCAGGUCACCUUGUAUCUGGAGGCCGUUGUCUACUUCCUGCUGACCGCCUACGCCAUGGAGCGUUGCAGCUCCGAACAGGCCACAAAUACCAUGUACAAGGACACCCUGUCGCUAAUUAAAUUUAUCUCCACUAAGUUUCGUCCCUACCAACAACAGUCAACGAAGGGCCAUGAAACUCACAACAAAGUGGCCAUUCUCAGCUUGCGUUGCCAGUCGUUGAUAUCGCUGAAGCUUUAUAAGCUACGGAGGCACAAUUGUCGCGCCAUCAUUGCCAGUCUAACGGAUUUCUUUCGCGUUGUCAACGGCAACACGUCUACCUCCAAAUCACCAUCGAAUUCGGUUGGAUUUCAGGGCUCCAGUUCGAAUAUGCCGCCUGGCAAAAUAGUGCCUCAGGAUAUACACAAUCAGCUUUGCAAGCAGAAUGAGUAUCUGAGCUAUGUGAAUAGUGCUCUCGAGUUGUGGGAUCAAGCCGAUCGAUUGGUGCGCACAGGCAAUCAUAUAGAUUUCUUUCGCGAACUGGAUCACGAGAACGGCCCGCUGACGCUGCAUAGCACCAUGAACGAAGUAUUCCGGUAUGUACAGGCGGGCCUCAAGACUCUCAGGGAUGCUCUGUCUGUAAAGGAAUCCAAACCAAAAACCUUCCAACAGAACGAAGAUAUCCACAACAACAAAAAACAACACAAGAAAUGAUUUGUUAUUAAUGUAUAACAUUUAAAAAAGAUCGUAUUCAAAUAUUCCGUCAGAUAUCUUGUGUUGAAUGUACUUCCCUAAAAUUCACU